Messenger RNA from Dama dama (fallow deer), 1070 nucleotides. RefSeq names its product GTP-binding nuclear protein Ran. NCBI's taxonomy places the organism in Eukaryota, Metazoa, Chordata, Mammalia, Artiodactyla, Cervidae. Gene Ontology annotation, molecular function: GTPase activity; GTP binding. Gene Ontology annotation, cellular component: nucleus; cytoplasm. Gene Ontology annotation, biological process: ribosomal subunit export from nucleus; protein import into nucleus. The transcript has a single exon. The record is from RefSeq and is a predicted model, not a curated record. The coding region runs from base 62 to 712 and encodes 216 amino acids.
AAAAAUGUAACCUUUAGCUCAGUCAGACGGGCGCGGAGACGCUUCUGGAAGUAACAUCGCGAUGGCUGCCCAAGGAGAACCCCAAGUUCAGUUCAAACUUGUUUUGGUUGGUGAUGGUGGUACUGGAAAAACUACAUUCGUGAAGCGUCAUCUGACUGGUGAAUUUGAGAAGAAGUAUGUAGCUACCUUGGGUGUUGAGGUCCAUCCUCUUGUGUUCCAUACCAACAGAGGACCUAUUAAGUUCAAUGUAUGGGAUACAGCUGGUCAGGAGAAAUUUGGUGGACUGAGAGAUGGCUAUUAUAUACAAGCUCAGUGUGCCAUUAUAAUGUUUGAUGUAACAUCAAGAGUUACUUACAAGAAUGUGCCUAACUGGCAUAGAGAUCUGGUACGAGUGUGUGAGAACAUCCCAAUUGUGUUGUGUGGCAACAAAGUGGAUAUUAAGGACAGAAAGGUUAAGGCAAAGUCAAUUGUCUUCCACCGAAAGAAGAAUCUUCAGUACUAUGACAUUUCUGCCAAAAGUAACUACAACUUUGAAAAGCCCUUCCUCUGGCUUGCUAGAAAAUUGAUUGGAGACCCUAACUUGGAGUUUGUCGCCAUGCCUGCUCUUGCCCCGCCAGAGGUGGUCAUGGACCCAGCCUUGGCAGCACAGUACGAGCACGAUUUAGAGGUUGCUCAGACAACUGCUCUCCCGGAUGAAGAUGAUGACCUGUGAGAAAGUGAAGCUGGGGCCCAGCGUCAGAAGUCUAGUUUUAUAGGCAACUGUCCUGUGAUGUCAGUGGUGCAGCGUGUUUGCCACUUUAUUAUAUAGCUAAGCAGAACAUGUGCUUAAUCUUUGGAUGCUGAAGGAGAUGGAUGGGCUUUGGAGUGAAUGUGGCAGUUUAAAAAAAAAAAAAAACCUUCAUUUUUUGGACCUGCAUAUUUAGGUGUUUUGGAACACAGUUGUUUCCUCCUUGAGUUUCAAAUAUAAGACUGCUAUAGUCACAUGACAAUAUUGAGAGGUGGAAUCUUGUUUGUUACUGUCAUUCCCAUUCCUUUUCGUUUAGAAUCAGAAUAAAGUUGUAUUUCAAAUA